This is a messenger RNA of Brassica rapa (field mustard), 1446 nucleotides long. RefSeq lists its product as uncharacterized. The record is from RefSeq and is a predicted model, not a curated record. Gene Ontology annotation, molecular function: zinc ion binding; nucleic acid binding. Lineage: Eukaryota; Viridiplantae; Streptophyta; Magnoliopsida; Brassicales; Brassicaceae.
UCAAUUCUUGGAGUUAACUCAAGGCAACCGGAAAGUCAGGGAGUAUGAGGCAGAGUUUACAAAGCUAAGGAAAUAUUCUCCUUAUGGAGCAAGGAAUGAAGGUGCACUAAUUCGAAGGUUUAUAAGAGGAUUGCGAGUGGAUUUUGCUAGCCGACUGCAAGUAGUGAAGUUUCAUAGCCUUUAUGAAUUGGCGGAGAUAGCGGUAAAUGUUGAAGAAGGUAUGGAGAAGGAGCAAGCCAUGAUGAAGCAUGCAGAGCCAUCUCGCAGAACUGAAGGGCUAGGAGUACGAUGAAUGAAUCAUAAAGGACAAUUUAAUCGAGGGAGAGGCCGAGGAAGAAGGAAUGACAUACGGUUUACGAAUGGCCCAGAUGUGUGUUACACUUGUGGUGGUAUAGGACAUUUUUCUAGCAGUUUUCCCUAUACUCAGGGAAGAAAAGCCCCUGAUUAUAUUACUUGCUUCUCGUGUGGUGAGAAAGGGCAUUAUGCCAACAGUUGUCCCCAUAAGAGACAAGUUACGCUUCCAGCACCACCCACUAGACUAGCGAUUGAACCAGCCCCGAAGCGCCAGGCAGUUGGAAAGCAAGUGAAUGCUUUAGAGUUAGAAAAACCCGAACCACAACAGCCCCAUCAGGGACCGAUCACAGGAACAUUGUGUGUUGGUGGAGUUUAUGUGCAUGUUCUCUUCGACUCGGGUGCCACACAUAGCUUUGUGAUACCCGAGGUAGUGUCGAGUUUUAAGGGAACCUUUACUAGAGUAAAGGUAGGUGUUUCAGUUAGAACCCCUGGGAACCAUAACCUUCGUGCCGAUAGUUGUGUACUUGGGAUUCCAAUCUAUGUGGGAUCAACGGUAUAUCCGGCAGACCUGCUAGUUGUUCCUUUAGGACAACACGUGAUUUUGGGCAUGGACUGGCUGUCGAGAUACUACGCACAGUUGGAUUGUGGUCGAGGAAGAAUUACACUUGAAGAAAGCGGACAACCAUCAACGACAUACUAUGGAAUAUGUCCAAGUGCUGGAGUGUCACUUGUAUCUGCCUUAAGAGUUGAGAAAGAUUUGAUCGAGGGCGAGGUAUAUCUUGUAACUCUAACUACCCUUGGAGGAGAAUUGAAUGAAAGGACAAAGUUGGAAGAGAUAGCAGUAGUAAAAGAAUACCAGGAUGUAUUCCAGCCAUUGGAAGGAUUGCCUCCACCACGAAGUGAUCCUUUCACCAUUACAUUAGAGCCGGGAGCAGCCCCAAUAGCUAAGGCACCUUAUCAAAUGGCUCCAGCUGAGCUUGCUGAAUUAAAGAAGCAGUUGGAAGAUUUGAUAGAAAAAGGAUUUACCAGACCGAGUUCUUCACCAUAGGGAGCACCAGUCUUAUUUGUAAAAAAGAAAGACGGUACCAUUAGGUUAUGCAUCGAUUAUAGAGGGAUUAACAAUGUUACAGUAAAGGACAAGUAUCCCUUGCC